This is a messenger RNA of Diospyros lotus (date-plum), 969 nucleotides long. Its product is annotated as PRA1 family protein F4-like. The record is from RefSeq and is a predicted model, not a curated record. The transcript has a single exon. NCBI's taxonomy places the organism in Eukaryota, Viridiplantae, Streptophyta, Magnoliopsida, Ericales, Ebenaceae. Bases 103 to 792 code for a protein of 229 amino acids.
GCAAAAACAAAAAACAAAAACAAGUGUGAUUCAAUCAUUGUACCAGAAUGCAAUGGAGCGUAUUGCUUUCACGGUCACGACUGUUUCUUGACGUUGAAUCCGAUGUUUCUGUGUGCUUUCGGAUCAGUAAUCUUCAUUGACUUCGGAUUCGAGGAAGCCUUUAAGAAGUCUUUCUUCACAUCUCUUCUUCCUUCCAUCUCUACCAUGGCCAUGGCUAACAUCGGCAGCACCACUGUCCAACGCCCAACCGCCGCUCCGCCGCCGCUGGCGGCCUCCACACCAAUCAUCGGUUCGAAGCAUUAUUCGAGCCGAAGGAAUCGGAACAAUUCCAAGUCCACGUUCCCCUUCGACAUCCCUUCCUCUCCAGAAGCCGCUGCCGCUCGGAUCAUCAGAAAUUUGACCUUCUUCGGACCGUACUACUUGAUCUUCGCGUGGUCGAUCCUGGCGAUCCCUCUCUUGCCGCAUCGGAAGGUUUCUUUGAUGAUCCUGAUGGCCAUGACGGUCGUAACUUGCCUGUUCUUGCUACUGCUGCGAUCGCACCCCAUGGUCAUCGAAAAAAUUCUGGUUCUGGCGUUGAUCGCCAUUGUUACCAUGGUGGCGAUGAUAUUGACCAAGGCCGCCAUUCAUUUCUUCGCGAGUCUAGCAGGAUCAGUGCCUGUGAUUUUGAUUCAUGCAGUGUUGAGGACUAGAGACGAUCUGGUUGUGGACGACGAGGACAGCGCCGCCGCCGGCGAAUUGGUUCCUCUUGUAAACCAGACGGUCGGCGAGACGGAGCCUGCGGCGUUGGUGUGACUUACAUAUACGUUUUCAGACUUCAAUUCCCUGGCUUCUAAGUAUUAACGAAUAACCCGUUUCUUUCCAGCAAUUGAAUCGGGUCGUUUUUCAAACUUCGCUCCCUUCUCUGGGAACUACUUGUCUCAGUUUUUUACUUUUAUAUUUAAUUUAAUUAAAUAAAUGUGAUUGAGCUUA